GAGAUUCGCGUGCUCAAAGCCAAGUGUGACCGCCCCUUUACACGAAAUGCAAAAAAAUGAACAUUUUAAGACGAUCCCUAACAUUGUUGUCAUCGAGAAACUGACUGGCACGAGAUCUGCAUGAACAUGUGGAAUCUUUAUUGUUCCUCCAAACCCUCGAAUGAAUCUAAAUUUCACAAAUAUAACGAUAACGUCACGAAUUUCGGUUUCGCUUGAAUAUCGCACGACAUCAAAGAACAACAACACGGAAACGAUUACGGAGGGAUGGAUGGUACUGUAAAUCCACUAUAGUACACAUAGUGUUUUAGGUCUUUAGAUUUGUUUUCCUUUUUAAAAAAUGAAUAAAUAAAUGGGGGAUGAAGAAAGAAUAUGUAUCUCCUGCUGUGCGGACUGGAUGUCAGAGAUGCCAGCGGGUCUUUGGGACGUUCCGCUAUGGAAUCUUGCUAUACCAGGAAGUCAUGACACCAUGACUUUCUGUUUAGACAAGCAAUCCUCAGUGUUGCAGUCUGAGCCAAAGGUGUUGCGAAUUUUAGACACUUUGUUUCCCUGCCUCGUUCGGCCCUGCAUAAUCAAAUGGGCAACAACCCAGGAUGGCAGCAUUUGUAACCAGUUGGAUUUAGGCAUUCGGUUCCUUGAUCUAAGAAUAGCUCAUAAGAGAAAAGAUCCUGAUGAGGUUUUCUACUUUGCACAUGGGAUCUACUCCCUCCUGACCGUACAGGAGGCGCUGACAGAAGUAGCUCACUGGUUAGACCAGCACACCAAGGAAGUGGUCAUCAUUGCACUUUCUGCCUUUGAUGACAUGAACCUGGACCAACACCAAGACCUUAUUCACUUCCUCAUAAGGACAUUUGGCCAUAAAAUUUGCCCUAGUAAUGUGACACCCUCAGUACGAGAGUGUUGGAAUCACAGUUAUCAGGUUAUUCUUACAUACGAUGACUUGGCUGCGACUGGUCAUGAUGAACUGUGGCCGAAGUGUGACUACUGGUGGGCAAAUACAUCAGAUCCAAACUGUGUCAUAUCCUACUUGGAGGAAAGGAAAGAGGAAGGAAGACCAGAUGGGUUUGUUGCAGCUGGUCUGAAUCUAACUGAGGAUGCUUGGUAUGUUGUUUCCCAUCCAUGCCAGUCUUUAAGAGGCAUGACCCUGAGCUCCUAUAGUCUGCUCCUGAACUGGGUCAAGCAGCAGCGUCCAGGUUUAGGCAAAACAUGCCUCAACAUCAUCUGUGCAGAUUUUGUCGGGGAUUUCAGCAAUGAAUUUGCUCAGCUGGUUAUUGGACUUAAUCAAAAACUCUUGAGGAGGCCUGACAUCAUGUAGAUCUUUGACUUAAUAGCAGAGGAUCUCUGUCUUAGAUGGUGAACUCACUAUUAUGCAACUUAAACUCUUAGGGUUCUGGAUGCUUUUGAUAAGGAGACACAUAUUUAAUGUUUCCAAAUUGAUAAUGUUUUGAGUUUUAUGACAACCCCAAACUGUGAAUGUUUCGUUUGGUUCCCUAAACUGGAAAUGGUUUGUGCAAUGUUUCCAUCUAGAGGCAAUACAUAUGUAUACUGUUGUUGAAAUACUUCUGUUAAAUACUACUGAGAGACGUGCCUCAAAAUUAUGUUACUGGCUAACUCAUUGUGACAACAAGCUUUCCAAAUUAGGUUUUUCGGUAGUUUCACAAAAUGGAAAAAGCAUAUUCAUAUAUCAAACUCUCAAGGGCUAAACAAAUUGGUUGCAAUGGCCGUCCAAUGAGUCACACUUCAUUUUAUUAAUAUCUAAUUCAAUUGUUGUGUUGACACUCUGGUUGGCUAUCUGUUCAUCCAUGUGUGUGAUAUCCAUCCUUGGGCUCUAAUUUUAGAUGGCUCUUCUGAUGCUCUCUCUAAGGUGCUUGACAUAUAUAGUAUCUACUUAAGUGAUGAUCCUGUUCACUGAUGCCUUUCACACUCAGUUUGUGUAAAUGUGUAAGGUAAAUAAACAUG
This is a messenger RNA of Xyrauchen texanus (razorback sucker), 1956 nucleotides long. RefSeq names its product PI-PLC X domain-containing protein 1. Gene Ontology annotation, molecular function: phosphoric diester hydrolase activity. The record is from RefSeq and is a predicted model, not a curated record. Gene Ontology annotation, biological process: lipid metabolic process. The transcript is spliced from 6 exons. NCBI's taxonomy places the organism in Eukaryota, Metazoa, Chordata, Actinopteri, Cypriniformes, Catostomidae. Bases 350 to 1312 code for a protein of 320 amino acids.